AUGAUUAAAGUUACACUCGCCACCGCCACACCAGCCCUCUUAUCAUUCAAAGGAUAUUCCUCCUCUUCCAACUUGCCUGACCGUGUCUUGAAUAUGACCCGAACCACCGAAUUAGACAACGCUACUUUGAGGCUGAAGAGUCAGCAUAGAUUGAAGAAGUACUUAUGCGGCGCUUCCAGUCGUCUUGACGCUUUUGAUGGUAAGGCAUGGUCCGGAGCGGGGAAUUGCGGUCAGAUGAGUAAAAACGAGGCCCAGAAACCCGAUGUAGCGUUAAGGUUGUAG
Messenger RNA from Sclerotinia sclerotiorum 1980 UF-70, 282 nucleotides. RefSeq lists its product with no specific name. The coding region runs from base 1 to 282 and encodes 93 amino acids. Lineage: Eukaryota; Fungi; Ascomycota; Leotiomycetes; Helotiales; Sclerotiniaceae. The record is from RefSeq and is a predicted model, not a curated record. The transcript has 4 exons.